AUGAGCAAUCGUGCUCCAUCGCGAAUUCUACAAAUGCGCUACAAGACCGAAGCUGUAACGGUUUCAAUUAAAUUUUUUGAAAUUCGUCUUGAUAAAUUACUCGUAGUUGCCAAACUAGAAAUGCGGACCUUUUGGGGUCGAAAGGGUAAGCCGAUCACUCUACCAUGCACUUUACCCGUACCCGACGACACAAACUUUUCACUCGAAUGGAGGAAAGAGAACAAACUCAUCAUGAGCGCAUAUGGAUCUGAAGCCGGUCAUGCAGCACCGUCUUUACAAGUAACAAAUAUUAUAGAAUAUUAA
This is a messenger RNA of Ostertagia ostertagi, 303 nucleotides long. NCBI's taxonomy places the organism in Eukaryota, Metazoa, Nematoda, Chromadorea, Rhabditida, Trichostrongylidae. The record is from the annotation of a GenBank genome assembly.